AUGCGUGGGAUUACUGUAUUGUGUUUGCUGACUAUUUGUCUAGCCUGCUUCGUUGCCCAAACUGAAGCCCAACGAGGCGGAGGUCGUGGCGGAGGUGGUGGACGGGGAGGCGGUAGAGGUGGAGGCGGAUGGGGAGGAGGACGUGGCGGUGGACGAGGUCGAUGGGGUGGAAGAAGUGGAUCUUCCAGUUAUUCUUCUUCCAGAAGUUACAGCAGCAGCAGUCGUGGUGGUGUUGACCUUGUUGAUUUAUUGUUAUUCGGUAGCGCAGCAUAUGGCAUGAACAAUGGAUAUGGCGGAGGCGGAGGCUAUGGAUAUUCUGGGUAUGGUUACGGACAACAAUGUAGAGUAGCCCAAUUCGUUGAUUACGUUGGUCAAGUUCCUCGAUACUACUGUGACUGUCCACCGUAUGCACCACACUAUCAGUACUACACAUGUAGUUCUUCUUACGGGAAACGAUAA
This is a messenger RNA of Caenorhabditis remanei, 459 nucleotides long. RefSeq lists its product as uncharacterized. NCBI's taxonomy places the organism in Eukaryota, Metazoa, Nematoda, Chromadorea, Rhabditida, Rhabditidae. Bases 1 to 459 code for a protein of 152 amino acids. The transcript is spliced from 4 exons. The record is from RefSeq and is a predicted model, not a curated record.